This is a messenger RNA of Onthophagus taurus, 618 nucleotides long. The record is from RefSeq and is a predicted model, not a curated record. Lineage: Eukaryota; Metazoa; Arthropoda; Insecta; Coleoptera; Scarabaeidae.
GCGUCAUGUUGAAAUCCUUCACGGUGAAGAGAUGACCUAUAGUCGUGCUUUAACAGAGUAUUAUUAGUAGUUGAAUUGCCUGACUUGCCACAAGAAAACCAUGCGAUUCAUGUCUUUUUACCUGACGUUUUUCGUCGUUCUGUUUCAACACGUAAACACACAAAAAGCAACCUUUGAAACCAUACGAGAAGUUAACAUACCGCCUACUAUACAACAGGAUGGAUCUCAAAAGUUUUCAUUUCAAUUUAAAACAAGUAAUAAUAUUGAAAGAGAAGAAAUUGGUUAUAAAAGUCCAGAUCCAAAAGAUGGAUUUGUUGUAACUGGGAGAUACUCUUAUAUUAGACCUGAUGGUAUAAAAGAAAUUGUUAAAUAUGUUGCUGAUAAAAAUGGAUUUCGGGUAUUACCAAAGCCAAUGCAAAUAGGAUCAAGAAUAGCUCCUGGUGCUUUAGCUUCAUUAGCUGGUUAAUUAAAAAAUAAAUAAAUAAUUUUAUUUUAGUUUUAUUAUCAACACUUAGUUAUUAAAACAAUCAAUUAUAAAAAUAACCUUUUCUUAUAAAAUACAUAGUUUGUUUUAGUCAAAAUAACCUGAGAAUUUUCAAUUAAAAGUUUACAAUAUCA